Molecule: messenger RNA, 1239 nt
Organism: Triticum turgidum subsp. durum (durum wheat)
Lineage: Eukaryota; Viridiplantae; Streptophyta; Magnoliopsida; Poales; Poaceae
Source: the annotation of a GenBank genome assembly
AUGGAAAGAUUUGAUGAGUACGACUGCACGUCCCCUCAUUCUCACCAGCACCCGGACCGCGUCUCUGAUUCUCUUGAGGAUCCGAUAUCUGAUGAGGAUGUCCAACCAACAAGGCUCUCGCUGGCCUGUGCUACUACAAAUAAGAGAGAGAAGGAUACCAGAAUGGCGGGCCACGAUGAAUCAACCAUCUGGGAUGAAGUUCGGGAAGAAGCUGAUGAGCUAGCCCAUGUGCAUAAAGAUCCUCAUGCUCGUAGUGUCUCGCUCCUAUCUGCUGGAACAAGCAAAAGGAGCAAAUGUGAAAACAAGCGCAAAUUCUCAAUACGUGGAUUCAAUUCUAUCGUGUCAGGCGUAAAGAGUGAAAACUCGUAUGCUGGGGAGCAAGAAGUUUCGUCAGGAAUGCGACCAGCUAAAACUGUAGAAACUUUGAUGGCUGAGCAGUUGGAAAAUAUCGAUGAAGACACUGAAGACUUGCCGUCAGAUUUUGCCCAUCCAACCAAGAUUGCAAACACUUCAGUUGCUGAACUUCUUGAAGAUCUACAGGAUAGAAGUGUCUCUUCUCUUAGAACACCAUUUUCGAUUCAUCAACAAACCAAAGCUAAGGAAGGGAAGCCAAAAGUUCCGACUUCAGGGAAGAAAAUACCAGCACUUCUAGGUCAGAGGGAUCUUGAUAGUGAAGAGCCCUCGGAGCAUGCUAUUGGUGAAACGUCUAGUGAGGAUGAAGCGGAAGAUACUGUUCGAAACAACUUGACUAUGGUGAACAAAGAUGUGAAGGGAAACCGAAAAACUAUGUCUGACCUAUUCCAAGAAGCUUUCAUUGCAACAGAUAUGGAGGGUACCGCACUCCCCAUGAGAUCAACCGGAGCUGGUUAUUACGGAAGGAUGCAACAGAUUAUGCAGAUGGAGAAAGAUAGGCAUGCUGAGUUCUCGAGGCAGUAUAACAAAGCGCAAGAUUAUUUAGGUGAUUCAAAGGGAGUUACUGUUCAAAUUUUGACAAGGUCCUUGGAAGGAAAACUAACAGUCUGCCUCUGCCUGUUGAAAGAAAAGAGUAACCUUCCCUUGACAGAUUGUGACAUGGAUGGCAGCAGUAGUAAGAGGACCAUUAUCUUCAGUCCCAAAAUAUGUGACAAUGUGGAUCUUGUAGAAGGAAACAUUAUUCACAUCCACCCACCAUGGAAAGAAGUGAAAGUAAAAGAAGAGGAGGUGAUGCUCUGCACCUACUUCUCGCAUCACCCGGCUUGA